AUUGAAUUGAUUGUUUUGAUUUGACUUUGAUGCCUCCCUAACCUAAAAGACAUAUUUGUUUGUUAUAUAAAGGCCAAAUAUUGAAUAAAAUAAGUAUUUUGAUCUGCCCCCAGUUCAUAUUUUUCUGUUUAAUAUAUGUGUAGAUACAAAUAUGUUUAAGAAAAUAUUCGUUCAAAGUGCAAUCACAACUCAAGGCGGUAGAGUUUUCAAUCAUUUUGGAAUAUUCAACAGCAUUAUAAGCAAGCGCAGAAUACAUCAUGGAACGUAUUUACAAACCCCAAGAAGUCCUUCUAAAUCAAAUGAAUCCACAUCUCCAGCCAUAGCUAGCAAGUAUCAGGUCAUAACAGAAACAAACUCACCUGUUAUUGAGAACACUGCAGAAGAAAUAUACUUUAAAGACAAAUACCCUAUUAUUAAUGAUGAAUUUGAAGGAAUAAAUUUACAAAGAGGCAAAAGCGGUGUGUUUGAAAUAGAAGAACUUGUUGAUAUAUUGCAAAGAGAAAACUCCAAGGAUAUAUUUGUUGCAAGUGUCCCAAGGGAUAUAAAUUAUGUGGAAUACAUGUGUAUAGUUAGUGCUCGGAGUAAAAGACACAUUUUGGCUCUUGCUGAAUUUGUAAGAAAAGUUUACAAAAAGAAGUGUUACAAAAAUGACCAAAUUCCUAGGAUUGAAGGAAAAGAUUCUGAUGAAUGGAUGGCUCUAGAUUUAGGUAAUAUAGCUCUGCAUAUAUUCUCAGACAAAACGCGUAAAGUAUAUGAUUUGGAAACACUGUGGUCUGUGGGAUCAGAGUUUGAUGAGAAGGCGAACAAGAGCAGUGAAGUCAUUGAUAUCUUAGAAAAUUAUAGUGACUAUUUGAAAGAUCUUAAACCAUUAGCAUAACUUUUCACAUCACAUUUACCUAAGUAUGUAAAAUGGAAAUUUAUGAAAUGUGCAGGAUUUGAUUGGUUCAGUAAAGUGUUGGAAGAAAUGCUAAUAAUGUAGGAAUCAGUGUCCUUAUGUAUGUCCAGUAUUGAUUGCUAAAUUAUAAUUUUUUCUGGGUAAUCCACAUUAUAGAAUUAAAACAUGUGUUUUAAGUAAAUAUUCCAAUAUGCUGCAUGUGUUAUAUAUAAUAAUAAAAUAUAUAUGUAUACUUCAUCUUUUCUAGCCUGUUUUAUAAUGUACAAACCUAUAAUCCUUUCAUUAUGGUUUGGACUAACUUUUGUUAAGUUUUAAAAACAUAAUGUAUGUUAUAAAUAAGAUGUAAAUGUCAAUUAAUAGAAAAUAAUGUUAUAAAAAUGUUAUAAAGUGAAGAAAACAAAAGUAUCAAUUGAAAGUCUCAUAUAAAAUGUUUAUUUCGCUUAAUUAGGUACAUUAAUGAUACAUAUAGUAUGGACUGCAUAACUUAUUAACAAAAUGUUAAUUGCUUUUAUAAUAGUUAAACUUAAUC
Messenger RNA from Pararge aegeria (speckled wood butterfly), 1424 nucleotides. It is a transcript of the gene RsfS312, whose product is annotated as mitochondrial assembly of ribosomal large subunit protein 1. NCBI's taxonomy places the organism in Eukaryota, Metazoa, Arthropoda, Insecta, Lepidoptera, Nymphalidae. Bases 152 to 877 code for a protein of 241 amino acids. The transcript has 3 exons. Gene Ontology annotation, cellular component: mitochondrion. The record is from RefSeq and is a predicted model, not a curated record. Gene Ontology annotation, biological process: negative regulation of translation; negative regulation of ribosome biogenesis. Gene Ontology annotation, molecular function: ribosomal large subunit binding.